Messenger RNA from Hibiscus syriacus, 1175 nucleotides. Its product is annotated as bZIP transcription factor 60-like. The coding region runs from base 156 to 1019 and encodes 287 amino acids. The record is from RefSeq and is a predicted model, not a curated record. The transcript is spliced from 3 exons. NCBI's taxonomy places the organism in Eukaryota, Viridiplantae, Streptophyta, Magnoliopsida, Malvales, Malvaceae. Gene Ontology annotation, molecular function: DNA-binding transcription factor activity. Gene Ontology annotation, biological process: regulation of DNA-templated transcription.
CGAGUAAACUGAGUUUAAUAUAUUUUGUUUUCUCUGUUGGUCGGUUUAAUUUCUUGACCUCUCACUUUUUCUCCGAUCUUUAACAUGACCUCUCUUCUUCUUCCCCUGUAAAUCCUUUUCAAUUUCAACUUCCCUUUCACAAUCUUUGGUUUCUCAUGGAGGAAAUCCAUUGGGAUGCCCUCUUACUCGGGACCGACUUACCAGAUUUCGGAGAUAUCUUACAGAAUGAACUGGAUCCGAUAGCGGAACCGCCUCCUCAACCUUUUUCGACCGAACCUUUUUCGACCGAAAGUCUCGAUCAGGAACCGGCGGUGUCUUCAUGGAUCGGAGAGAUCGAGAAGGUCUUGAUGGAGGAUGAUCAUUUUGACGAUAGGUUUCAGACUCAACCUGUCUCCGUUGAUGAUUUCUUGGCGGAUUUACUGGUUGAUUCACCUCCUAGUGACGGCGGCGGUGUGGCCCUCGACGGUUCUGAUUUCCACAAACAAAACCAGACCCACAUCGACUUCGAUAAAGACGAUCCCGUUGCUAAGAAACAGAGAAGGCAGUUGAGAAACAGAGAUGCUGCAUUGAGAUCAAGGGAGAGGAAGAAGAUUUAUGUCAAGGAUCUUGAGAUGAAGAGUAGGUAUUUAGAAGGAGAAUGUAGGAGACUGAGCCGUAUGCUUCAGUGCUUCAUUGCUGAGAAUCAAGCUCUUCGUCUUACUUUGCAUAAGGGUGGCACACUUGAUGCGUCCUCAGCCAAGCAGGAGUCUGCCGUGCUCUUGUUGGAAUCCCUGCUGUUGGGUUCCCUGCUUUGGUUCCUGGGCAUCAUGUGCCUCUUCACCCUGCCGGCGCUGCCCGAGUCAGUUCUGGAGGCAGUUCCACCGGAAAACGAGGAAAUACGAGGGCCCAAAAGAGUGGCUCCAAGAGGGGAAGGGAGUAACCGGGUCGGACCAACAUUUGUAAUGAGUAGGAGAUGCAAGGCGUCAAGGGAAAAGAUGAAGGAAAUUUCAUGUUUUCUGGGAAUUUUAGUUCUAUUUUAGGGUAACGUGAUGGGGGUGUGGCUCGUGUUAAUAAGAUCCUUGUAGUUUGAUUAAUGGUAAGCACUCUUUCAUCUUUGUUUUGGCUUUUGAAACUCUUCUAUUGUACAUUUAGUUUGUUUGGAUAACUAGAAACUUAGAAGUUUUAAUUUAUAAAUU